This is a messenger RNA of Prorocentrum cordatum, 954 nucleotides long. The record is from the annotation of a GenBank genome assembly. Lineage: Eukaryota; Dinophyceae; Prorocentrales; Prorocentraceae.
AUGGUGGCCGAGCAAUUGGGCAAGAUCUUGACGGGGGCGACAAACAAGGUACCUAUAAUAAUGGUCUUGAACAAGUGCGACGCAAACCAGGAUUUUGUAGCGGAGGUGGAGCGGCAAGUUAAAGAAGAUUGCAUAUGGGCAGCCAGUGUUGUGCGUGUAGCGGCCGAUCCAAAACACGGCCCGCUUAAUCAGCUAUGCGAGAAAUGCGGCUCGCCAGAUAUCAGCAUCUCCACCUAUCGCAGACGAUAUGCUUGCAACGAAUGCAGGCACGAUGACAGUUUCAAGAAGAGUUACGGGCUGGAUGAAUUGGUGAAGGUCACCGUCGGUCACCUCCCCGGUGUGGUCGCGACGUCAUUUUCGGCUGCCCAGAAGGUCUGGCUCGAAGGUCUCGAUCAGGUUGCUAUCAGAGACAUUUGUGGUUUCGCCCUUACCGCAGGCGGCAUCGGUGCCGCCCCGAUUCCCGCGCUCACCCGCUUGGUGCUGUACCCAGUUCAGUACGCCAUGGUGAUCAGGCUCGCCACCAUCUAUGGCGUGAUCCUAUCAUCCAGUGCUGGCCUUCACCUUGUUGGGUCACUGUCCUUCAUCAGUCUGGCUGGCUUGUCAGGAUGGGGCCUGGCGACCCUGCUCAAAUGCAUACCCGGUUUGAGCGUUGCCGGCAUGGCCACGGACGCCGCCGUCUCCUCGUCCGUGACCCUGGUGAUGGGGCUCGUCACGAAGACGCUGCUCCGCAGGGUCCGCGGCAGGGCGAUGUGCAACUCGGACGAGCUGGCAGUGACGCCCGAGGACCUCGCGGAGAUCAUGAGCAACGAGGAGCGGACGUCGCUGUUCAGCGAGUAUUUCGGCCGCUUGACGCCCACGCUCGCGGCCCUCUUCGCCGAGGGGGCGCCCUCGUGCGAGGCGCUGGAGGGCGCGGCCGCCGCUGCCGAGGGGAUCGACCUGACGCGCCGGCCGUGA